Molecule: messenger RNA, 1320 nt
Organism: Hyaena hyaena (striped hyena)
Lineage: Eukaryota; Metazoa; Chordata; Mammalia; Carnivora; Hyaenidae
Product: melanoma-associated antigen 9-like
Exons: 2
Coding region: 1-1068 (355 amino acids)
Biological process (GO): negative regulation of transcription by RNA polymerase II
Cellular component (GO): nucleus
Source: RefSeq, a predicted model, not a curated record
AUGGCCCUGUUCUCAGGCCUGGUUCUUACAAACAUCAUGCCCCUGCAGCAGAAGGGUGGGCUCUGCAAGCUUGAGGAAGAGCCAAGAGAGUCCCCGCUGCCAUGGGAUGCAUGGCUGCUGGAGGGGGAGGAUCAGGAGGGAGAUGUGGAGGAGGUGGAGGAGGAAGGAGAGGUAGAGGAGGAGGGGGCAGCAUCUCCAUCCUCAUCCUCCUCUACCUCCCUGUCUUCCUGCUCUGUCCCCAUCCUGGUCCCCCAGGAGGAGAGAUCUGCUGCUGCUGUGUCCCCAGGUCCUCCUCAGAGCGCUCAGAGUGUUUGUCCCUCACCCAGUGCCAUGGCAGGCACUCCAGGGAGCCAGUCCAACAAGGGCACCAGCAGCCCUGAAGAGGAGGGAUCGAGCACCUGUGGGACCCAGGCAGUCACUCAGGCCUCGCUCCCUGACACGCUCCGCAUGCAGGUGGCUGGCCUGGUGCUCUUUCUGCUCCUCAAGUAUCGCACCAAGCAGCCGACCACACAGGCGGAGAUGCUGACAGUGGUCAGCCCAGAUGUCCAGGACCAGUUCCCUGUGAUCUUCCACCAAGCCUGCCAGUACCUGCUGCUGGUCUUUGGUGUUGACGUGAAGGAAGUGGACCCCGGCGGGCACUCCUACGUCCUGGACACCAUUCUCGGCCUGACCUGUGAUGGGAUGCUAAGUGGUAAGCAGGGCAUGCCCACGACCAGCCUCCUGGUGGUGGUCCUGGGAGUGAUCCUCCUGGAGGACGACCAUGCCCCUGAGGAGGAGGUGUGGAAAGAGCUGAGUCUCAUGGGGGUGUGUGCCGGCAGGGAGCACAUAUUCUAUGGGGAGCCUAGGGAGCUGCUCACCGAGGUCUGGGUGCAGGAAGGGUACCUGGAGUACCGGCAGGUGCCCGGCAGCGAGCCCGCACGCUACGAGUUCCUGUGGGGUCCCAGGGCCCACGCGGAGACCAGCAGCGUGCACGUGCUGCAGCAUAUCCUCAUGGUCAGUCGCAGGCUGCUCGGGGCCUCCCUGUCCCCGUGUCACGAGGCUGCCAGCAAUGAGGAAGAGCAGGCGUGAGCCAGAGGAGCAGCCGGGCCCUUUGCGCCCGGGUUCCAGCACCUUCCCCUGAGGGGUAGGAGGCCAGGCUCCUUCUUCCCUGUGCCUGGGAGCUGGGAGGGCACUGGGCGCUGUGAGUAGGGGAGGGCCAGGGCUGCUUGGGGGAAAAUGGGACCCAGAGCAUGUUUGGGUGGCUCCGUGUUUGUUCUCUGUCUAUGCGACCUCGGAAAUCCAUCUUUGUUUCCUUGAGGAAGUUUUCAAAUGUUGUUCUUG